CAACAGGCCUGUUAAAAACUACAAUUAUCAUUGCAAUUGAGUAGAUAAUGGACGUGAAACUCACUCCUCUAGGUGAUGCUACGGCUGGAACUAUCGGGGCGAUAUUCGCCAAUGUGCUGGUGUUUCCCCUGGACGUCGUAAAAACUCGUCUUCAAGUCCAGACAGACACACUCAAAGCAUCCAAAUCAAAUCACGGUUACAAAAAUGCCGUUGAUGCUCUUCUCAAGAUUUAUAAAUCAGAGGGGCUGCAAGGAUUAUAUGCUGGUAUGGGAUCGGGCUUGUUUGGCACAGUCGUAUCAUCAUUCUCGUACUUUUACAUCUAUGGGCAUGUUCGUGGCGAGUAUCUGAAAAGAAUCGGCAACAAAGAAGUGGGAACGGCAAUGGAACUGGUACUUGGUGCUACUGCUGGUGCAUUAUGCCAGAUUUUUGUAUUGCCGAUUGCUGUUGUGACAACAAGACAACAAACUGAUCCAGACUCUAAAGGGAUAUCGUUUAUUGAAAUAUUUAAAACGAUUGUUGCAGAGGAUGGACCCCAAGGUCUUUGGAAGGGUCUUAAGGCAUCGCUUGUUUUGUGCGCUAAUCCGGCCAUUACAUAUGGUGUAUUUGAGCGUUUUAAAUCAAUCUUGAUAAAACAAAAAGGAGGCAGCUCUAGUUCAUUGACCACACUCGAAGUAUUUGUGAUUGGCGCUUUAUCCAAGACACUUGCUACAAUUGUGACAUAUCCAUACAUUAUGGCCAAGGCACGCUUGCAGUGGAAACCACCAAAGGAGGUGGAUGGACUUAGUGAAAAAGACCAAGAAAAGCUUCGCUACAAAAGCUCGUUUGAUGUUCUUCGCAAAGUAUAUCGCGAAAAGGGAUUCAAAGGAUGGUAUACAGGCAUGAGAACUCAAAUCAUCAAGGCAGUGUUAUGCCAGGCAAUCUUGUUUUCGUCGAAACAAAGAUUAGGAAUCUAUACUCUAAUUCUUUUUUCAUUCUUUAAUCAAAAACACAGUGUUCCAAUCCAAAUUACUCAGAAAUGAACCCCAUCAAAUCAAACAGUGU
Messenger RNA from Batrachochytrium dendrobatidis JAM81, 1041 nucleotides. RefSeq lists its product as uncharacterized. Gene Ontology annotation, biological process: transport. The record is from RefSeq and is a predicted model, not a curated record. The coding region runs from base 48 to 1019 and encodes 323 amino acids. NCBI's taxonomy places the organism in Eukaryota, Fungi, Chytridiomycota, Chytridiomycetes, Rhizophydiales. The transcript has 5 exons. Gene Ontology annotation, molecular function: ADP transmembrane transporter activity. Gene Ontology annotation, cellular component: membrane.